GCGCUUGGCGCUGCCGGUUACUCGGUACACGACGCGCAACGGCGCACGAACACGGGUGGAUCGUCGCUGGUCGUUCGUGGCGUUAUCAUAGAGCAGCAGCGACAAAUUCCAACAAAUUGCCGCCCGACCCGACGAUUUCGACGACCUCGGUCGACACGCGUCGCGCCGCACACGUAUCUGGCACCGAGUGUGACUGCGCGACCCGUAUACAUGAUAAAAAAAAACGAUUUUUUUUAUGUCGAACGGGGAAAAUCUUGGGCGCGUUAGACUCCGAUAAUUAACCCGAGGUCGCUCCGUACGUCUUGCGGUGAAUAAGUAUCCUUCGUGCGUAGAAAGAUGGCACAGGAAUUGCGCUUCGACGGUCGAGUGGUCGUGGUGACGGGAGCGGGUGCAGGACUAGGACGUACCUAUGCAUUGCUGUUUGCGUCCAGGGGUGCCAGCAUAGUUGUAAACGAUUUAGGAGGCAGCAGGCACGGAGAUGGAAGCAGCACCAAAAGUGCGGACGCUGUGGUUCAGGAAAUUCAGCGAAAUGGGGGCAAAGCUGUCGCGAAUUACGAUUCCGUGUUGGACGGUGCAAAAAUUAUUAAAACCGCAAUCGACACAUUUGGCCGCGUAGAUGUAGUUGUCAAUAACGCCGGUAUUCUGCGGGAUGUAUCGUUCGGAAAGAUGACGGAGGCUCAAUGGGACGUCAUACACAACGUCCAUCUGAAGGGUGCAAUGAAGACGACGCAAGCAGCGUGGCCGUAUUUUAUGAAACAGCAGUACGGCCGUGUAAUUUUUACGUCGAGCAACAGCGGCGUGUAUGGAAACUUCGGCCAGUCGAAUUACAGCUCGGCAAAACUGGGUCUCGUGGGAUUAGCUAACACAUUAGCCAUCGAGGGCGCGAGGAAGAACAUUUAUACCAACGUCAUAGUGCCCACAGCUGCCUCACGUUUAACGGAGGAUAUCAUUCCACCUGAUUUCUUUGAGCAAUUGAAGCCUGAAUUGAUAGCACCCGUAGUCUUUUGGCUGUGCCACGAAGAUUGUACUGAAAAUGGCUCUAUAAUUGAAGCGGCAUUAGGCUGGGCUGGCAAAUGUCACAUAAUCCGCUCUUCGGGCUGCGCCUUGCGACAAGAUUUGUCGGCCGACGUUACACCAGAAAACGUACGAGAAAAUUGGUCGAAAGUGAUAGACAUGACAUCGACAAAGCGACUCAAUUCGGUUCAGGAAGCAACGGGAGAAUUGAUAGGCGUUCUCGAGGACAUGAAGAGUGGUGCCCCUUCAAAUGAAGUAGAUCAUGUCAUGAGAACCACAUAUAAUUUCCACGAUACUAUAUUGUACGCGCUCGGAGUUGGGGCUACAGUUCAAGAACCAACCGAUAUUCGUUAUUUGUAUGAGAAUCACGACGAGUUCGCCGUUCUACCUACAUUCUACGUUUUGUACGGACCUAUGGGAUGCAUGAGCUCUUCUAUCGUGUCAGACGCUCUUCCAUUUACAAAUGUUGAUCCAACGCGAAUACUUCACGGCGAGCAAUUUCUAGAAGUUUACAAACGACUACCUGCGGAAGCCACGGUGGAGACGCGCUUUAAAGUUCAGGACGUAAUGGAUAAGGGGAAAGGCGCCGUUGUCCUUGUUCAACAUGAUACCUAUGAUGUAGCGAGCGGAGAGAAGCUAUCGACUGGACAGAUAUCUACAUUUAUCGUCGGUUCAGGUGGUUUCAAAGGAAAACGAACAUCGACGUUUAUCAUCCCGACCGUUGACCCUCCCACUCGAAAGCCAGACGUAACGGUUAUGCAACAAACUAAUGUUGACCAGGCAGCUUUGUACAGAUUGAGUGGAGAUUUGAAUCCUUUGCAUAUUGACCCUAAUGUCGCAAUGUUGGGAGGAUUCAAAAAGCCGAUAUUGCAUGGACUGUGCUCUCUGGGAUUCUCCGUCCGUCAUGUUCUUCAGACUUACGCCGCCGGAGAUCCACAUUUGUUCAAAUCUAUUAAGGUGAGAUUUGCAAAGCCAGUUAUGCCAGGCGAGACCUUACGCACCGAUAUGUGGCGCAACGGUAACAGGAUACAUUUCCAAACGACUGUCCACGAGACUGGAGUGCCAGUUAUUACAGGAGCUUACAUUGAUCUAUUGGAAGUUAAAACGGGAAUGCCGCGAGCAAAUCCGUGUUCCGGAAAAACAAAUUUGGAGAGUGAUGCUAUAUUUGCGGCUAUCGGUGACCACGUGAAACAGAAUCCCGAUCAAGCUAAGAAAGUCAAUGCGGUCUUCCUUUACAAUAUAUUAGUUGAUGGGAAACAAAUGUCAGAAUGGACUCUCGAUUUAAAGAACGGUGAGGUACAUAAGGGAAAACCAAAAUCAGGGAAAGCAGACGCGACGCUCAUUAUAGAAGACAAAGAUAUGGUUGAAAUUGCAUUGGGAAAAUUAAAUCCACAGUUGGCAUUUAUGCGUGGGAAAUUAAAAAUAACUGGAAACAUUAUGCUCACGCAAAAAUUGAAGAGUCUUAUGGAAGCGAACAAAGCAAAAUUGUAAUUUUGCGUUGUCUUGUUUUUGUAAAUAACGUAAUUUGCAUAAUUAAAGAGGGCAGUAAAUUACGAAUUUACAUAACUGUAAGUAUAGGUUGAGGUACAUAUAUUCUUAUUGUUAUUGUUUGUUCCGACAGAAACUUUUAUACAGAAUUUGUUAUAGUCUGGGGAUAAUUUGAUUUGAUGUGACUUUAUAUACCUAUAUUGUAAUACAUUCCAUAAUAAAGUUUUCAACUAAAGAAUGUUGAUCACAAUUUAUAAAAAAA
Wasmannia auropunctata (little fire ant) is the source of this 2764-nucleotide messenger RNA. It is a transcript of the gene Mfe2, whose product is annotated as peroxisomal multifunctional enzyme type 2. The coding region runs from base 337 to 2505 and encodes 722 amino acids. Lineage: Eukaryota; Metazoa; Arthropoda; Insecta; Hymenoptera; Formicidae. The transcript has 17 exons. The record is from RefSeq and is a predicted model, not a curated record. Gene Ontology annotation, molecular function: oxidoreductase activity.